Ostrinia furnacalis (Asian corn borer) is the source of this 2567-nucleotide messenger RNA. Its product is annotated as neuronal PAS domain-containing protein 4B. The record is from RefSeq and is a predicted model, not a curated record. NCBI's taxonomy places the organism in Eukaryota, Metazoa, Arthropoda, Insecta, Lepidoptera, Crambidae. Gene Ontology annotation, biological process: regulation of transcription by RNA polymerase II. Bases 363 to 2342 code for a protein of 659 amino acids. The transcript has 11 exons. Gene Ontology annotation, molecular function: DNA-binding transcription factor activity, RNA polymerase II-specific; protein dimerization activity; RNA polymerase II transcription regulatory region sequence-specific DNA binding.
CUUCAGGAUCGAGCCUUAAUCUCAUUCUAAUAAAAAGCUCACGCAUUGACGCGCUGUCAUUAAUGUUGAAUUUAAACAGUUUUUUUUUAUUGCGCGCCGAGGCAUCGCGCUGUGAGGUUGUAUAGGUGUUGAAUAUGUGUGACACGUGCGGUUUAUUGUUAUUUUUAUGGCCGACUUAUUAUGACUGUAUUUUGUGAUGUGCGGUGUAAAGGGUUGUUUUUCUUAUUGACUUAUCAUUAGAACUUGGCCGGUCGAACUGUGUGGUCGUGUUUGUUUUGUUUUAUGAUGGAUUUUUAUCAGGAGUGUUAAGUGAUUUAUUAUUUAGUUUUUUAUCUUUGCUGAUAUUUUGAGUUAUCAUCAAGAUGUUUCUAAGGUUCGAACCCACAAAAUCCACCAAAGGCGCGAGCAAGAUGCGCCGGGACCUCAUCAACGCGGAGAUCUCGAACCUCCGGGAUCUCCUGCCCCUCCCCCCCUCCACCAGGCAGAGGCUGUCACAGCUGCAACUCAUGGCUUUGGUCUGCGUGUACGUUAGGAAGAUGAAUUAUUUCCAGCAAGUGUUCAAAAGUCACGACUUCAGCUAUCAGUAUCAAGAACAACCAACACCCACUCCCAAUAUUGGAUUUUCAAAGGCAAUGAACGGGUUCAUGAUGAUGAUGACACAGAAUGGAAAACUAUUGUACAUAUCGGAAAAUGCGGCAGAAUAUUUAGGACACUCUAUGGAAGACCUCCUUAUCCACGGGGACAGUGUGUACGACAUCAUCGACCGGCAGGACCACCAGACGGUGCAGAUGGAGCUCAACAGAGCUGACAACACCGAGACUGACAACGAACCAAAGAAUAGACAUUUUUUCUGUAGGAUGAACGUCUCUAGGAACGCCAGGAGACAGAUGCGAUUUGGGGACCAGAAAGUGGUGCUAGUCCGAGGGCACUACGUGUCAUACCUGCCGCUGUGCAGCCGCAACGAGCCGGUGUUCCUGGCCGCGUGCACGCCGCUCGCCAUGCCCGAGACGCGCGAGUGCGUCGUGCACGGCGCCACCAACGUCUUCACCACCGUGCACGCCGUCGACAUGAAGAUCCUGCACAUCGACGCCAAUAGCGAAUGGCACCUGGGCUGGGAGAGGAGUUCGCUUCACGGCGUCAGCUGGUACCACCUGCUGCACCCUGACUGCUGUAAGGAGGCGCAGAGCAAGCAUCGACUAAUAACACAAUCCGAGCAAGAGAGGUCGUGCAUAGCGCUGCUCAGGCUACAGCGAAGGUGUGGCCAGUUCCUAUGGGUACACGCGGUAUUGCAGCUUAAGGACAACCUGGAGAACUCACAGCGGCCGGUUAUCGUGUGCACUAACCAGGUGUUGAGUGAGCAAGAAGCAGCAGUCAUGAAAGCCAACCCCUGGCUAUACCACUACUACGCGGUCCAGUCCAAACUCCACUACGGCCUGGCCUACGAAGCAGCUUCAAGGAUGUACGGGCCACCCCCAGGCCCAGACGUCCAGGUCUACCCCCCGACGAUGCAGUACACAACCCCACCCGUCUGCAUCAACGGGAACCAGCCAGUGAUGAUGCCCAACCCAGUACAGCCUCAUAUUCCACAUGUUCCUCCUCACAUAGCUCCGAUGCACUACGCGUAUGAAAGGACCGACAACGGACCAGUGGACUACUCGGUGUCAUUGCAGGAAAACAGGUACCACAAUAUACGGAUAGAGGAUACGAGAAUCCAACCUAAUGCGAAACGGAAAGCGAAAAAUUCCGACGAGAAACCCAUCACCCCAGUUCCCAACAUGUCACCGCGCUGCACUCCUUCCACAGUCACGUCUGGAGACACGUUAGUCGCUGUCCAAGCUGGGUCCAUCACGAGCAGGCGACCAGGGUCCAAGAACUUCAACAUAACAGAAACAGAAAUGGUUGAUCAAUGGAAUCCAAGUCCAACGUGGUCGGAAUCAGCAUUGCAGAAAGUCCCUGACGUCUGUCACCAGGACUUAAGUCCGUACGUGACGACGACGCCUCCAACGCCAUCUGGAACUCCCUCAGCUUACACUCAUAACUGUAGUCACACCUUUGUGUUCGACUGGUCACCAGAGCAAUAUGUUCCUCAUACUAACAAUAGAUGUAACACAGUAACGACAGAAAGUUCCUACCAGCAGACGUGGAAUAGAAGUCAGAGGGCGUACGCCGCUGGAGACAGUUCGGUUGAUGAGAACUGCAAUCCUAAUAGAUUAAGCUUACCAAUGAGGGUCAGUAAUCCACCGCCAGCGUAUAACGCGAAUAGGGAAGCAGACAAUAUUCUUAGGAGACAAAUAGAUCGUCCGCACCCAGAUUCGCCGGACGCCAAAAAACCAGCAUUAUAACUAGCAUAUUAAUAACUUUCUUUGAAUAAUGUAGUUAAUUAUUUGUUACCCUAUAAAUAAUAAAUUUUAUUUUAUAUAGAAAAGCUCUGGAACUCUCCUGUGAUCUUUGUGUUGAUAAGUUUUGUAUAUUAGCUAGAUUGUAUAUUGUCAAAUUGUACAAACUAGGUUCACUGUUAGAUAGGUAAAGCAAUGAAGCGUCACAUUGAAUGUGAUCUACUGCGUAUA